This is a messenger RNA of Symbiodinium necroappetens, 183 nucleotides long. The record is from the annotation of a GenBank genome assembly. NCBI's taxonomy places the organism in Eukaryota, Dinophyceae, Suessiales, Symbiodiniaceae.
GCACACCCCAGAGCCGGCGAUUCGUGAUCUGCACCGAUGGGCCCUCGGAUGUCCGGCAGUUCUUGGAGCCCGAGACCCGACGAAAAGGUUUCGGCUUCCGUGGCUGUUGGCACUCCUACGUCAACGUCCGCCGGCAGUUCGCCAACGCCUUUGGCUGCGGCAAGGAAUGCAGCCUGCAGGACU